Penicillium arizonense is the source of this 1071-nucleotide messenger RNA. RefSeq lists its product as uncharacterized. Gene Ontology annotation, biological process: NADPH regeneration. Bases 1 to 1071 code for a protein of 356 amino acids. Gene Ontology annotation, cellular component: cytoplasm. The record is from RefSeq and is a predicted model, not a curated record. Gene Ontology annotation, molecular function: oxidoreductase activity; nucleotide binding. The transcript is spliced from 3 exons. NCBI's taxonomy places the organism in Eukaryota, Fungi, Ascomycota, Eurotiomycetes, Eurotiales, Aspergillaceae.
AUGUCCUCGCAGAAACUACGGGUUGGAAUUGCAGGCCUUGGCCGAAUGGGCAAGUGCAAGCGCCAUGCGACGAACUUUCAUGAGCUCACUAUCCGCGCAAAUGUGGUGGCCGCGAGCACCCCCGACGAGGCCGAGCGCAUUUGGGGAGCAGAGAACCUUCCAGGAGUGCAGAUUUAUAGCGACUACGAUGAAAUGCUCGAGAAGGCCGACUUGGAAGCCGUGGUAGUUGCCAGUGUCACUGCUGUACAUGCGGAGCAAGCUCUCAAGGCAAUUAAGAAGGGAUACCAUGUUCUCUGUGAGAAGCCUUUAAGCAUUGACGUUGAAGUGGCUCAAUCCGUUGUGACUGCCUACGAGAACUCCCUCCAAAAGCACCCUAGCCAAAAGGUGAUGUGCGGUUUCUCCCGUCGUUUCGACGCAUCCUACCGCGAGGCCCACACCAGGAUCGAGAAUGGAGAAUUUGGCUCGCCUAUAGUGUUCCGGUCGCAGACCGCAGAUCUACACGACUCAUCAGGAUUCUUCGUCGAGUACGCUAAGACAAGCGGCGGCAUCUUCGUUGACUGCUCCAUUCACGACAUUGAUCUUAUGCUCUGGUUCCUCGGUGAGAACCGCAAACUUAAGAGUCUACAAGCGGUGGGUGUAGCCGCGGUUCAUCCAGGGCUAGAAGCAAGCCACGACCGGGAUAAUGCGAUCGCGACUGUUGAGUUUGAGGGCGGUAAGGUUGCUGCUUUGUAUUGCUCGCGCAUGAUGGCGGCUGGGCAGGAAGAUACCACGGAGGUCAUUUGCGAAAGAGGCUCAGUAAGGGUCAAUAUGCAGGUGAGAAAGAACCAUGUUGAAGUUCACGAUUCACGGGGUGCCAUACGUGAGCUCCCGCAACAUUAUUACGAGCGCUUUAGGGAGGCUUUUAUCACCGAGGCUUCCGAGUUCACCGCGUGCUGCCUGGAUAACACACUACCGCCGAUCAGUCUGCAGAGCUCAGUCCAAGCAGUUGCUAUUGGACAGGCUUUGCAGCGAAGCUUGAUCAGUGGUGAAAAGCUCUUCUUUGACGGGAAGGAGAUUAAAAACAGGCAUUAG